CCAGCCAUGGACCGCGAGCCAGGCGACGACUACAUCCGCCGCCUCGCGUCCUUCGUGCGCAACAACGAGCAAGCCCUCGCACAGGGCGGCUUCACCAAGCGGCGUCGCCCGCCCACGAAGCAGCCGCCCUCCUCGCCCUUCGACGCCGCCGCCUCCGCGCUCAACCCCCUCGCCUGGUUCGCCGCACCCGACCCCUCCGCCGUCAAGCCCGUCACGCUCACCCUCGAUACCCACCGGCUCUUCUACGUCCUCAUGCGCUUCGAGGCCCUCGGGCUCGACGUCGGCUCGCUCGACACCCGCGUCGACAACCCCUCCCGUCCGCUCGCCUACCACGCCGUUCCCCUCGCCGAGAAACCGCCGUCGGACGCGAUCUCCCUCGCCUCCUCUUUCCGCUCCUCUCUCUCCGGCAUCUCCAAGCUUUCCCUCGGCGGCGGCUGGUGGUCCGCCGGCAAGACCGCCGUGCCCUCGGUCGAUGCCGAGCUCAAGUACCUCUUCAGCUGCUUCAACAAGGUCCCCGCCCUCGCACUUCGCGCGCCAGGACCCAAGGUCAUCGCGGAGCUCGCCGACGACCCGCCGAACGAGAACGCGCUCCCGCUUUACGCCUUCCGCAACCUGCAAACGCUCGAGUGCGCCGAUAUCGACCCCCGCGCGCUCCUCGGCUGGGACAGGCUCGCCGACCCCCUCGUCAGUCUCACGAUCACACGCAGCGGGGUCGAGGACGUGAGCGACGUGUUCGUCGCUGCGGUAUUGGACGACAUCGCCCGACGGGAGGAAACGGGCAGCCGCAUGCGCCAUCGCCGUCUCUCGUCCAAAGCGUCGUUCUACAGCACCACCCUCCCCGAAACCGUCGCCGAGCAAGACGAGGACGGGGAGCACGACCCUUCCGACGAGAAGAAGCUCCCGCCGUACAAAUGGUCCUCCCUCCGACAUCUCUCCCUCGCCGACAACGCGCUCACCUUCAUCCCCUCCGCCCCGCUCACCUACUUCACCGCCCUCACCCACCUCGACCUCUCCUCCAACCUCCUCGUCUCCGUCCCGCCCGGCCUCGCCGCGCUCUACUCGCUUGCUUCGCUCGACCUCUCCGACAACAUGAUCGACUCCGUCCUCGGCAUCUACACCCAUCUCGGCUCCGUCACCGCCCUCAACCUCUCCCGCAACCGGCUCGACUCGCUCUGCGGCCUCGAACGCCUCCGCGCGCUCGAGCGCGUCGACAUCCGCCACAACCGCGUCGAGGAGGCGGCCGAAGUCGGCCGGCUCGCGACGCUCCCCAACGUCCGCGAGGUCUGGGUCGCCGGCAACCCGCUCGUCGAGCUCGAGGAGCCGCACCGCGUCCGCUGCUUCGAGUUCUUCUGGCGCGAGGGCAAGGACGUCCUCCUCGACGGCGCCCCGGCCGGCUUCUACGAGCGGCGCUACAUGCCCGCGCUCCCGCCGGAGCAGAUGGCGUCCUCCCGCCCCAUGUCCGUCGCGCAGUCCCCGCCCGUCGUCGCCGUCGGCUCGCGCUCCCCGUCGCACACGCCCCGCGUCGGCCCCAGCGGCGCGCCGAGCACCGCCUCGCCGCCGUCCACGGCCGCGCCCUCGCCGCACCUCGCCGCCUCCGCCGCGCCCCGCGGCAGGAAGAAGAAAAUCAAGCGGAUCGUGGACCUGCACAGCGAGGCGGACGCGGACGCGGCGCGGUCGCGCAGCGGGAGCCGCGGGCCGGCGCACGCGCGCGUGCUGUCGGCCGGCGGAGACGCGGGGUCUCCCGCCCCUGUCAGGCCGCGUCAAGCGGCGGCGGCGCCGACGGCGCUGGGAAACGGUAAGAGCGCGCGGAGCCCGACGCCGCCCGCGCCCGGUCCGUCCUCGCCGCCCAAGGACCCGCCCCCCGCGCCCAAGUCUCUCCGACCGCUGCCGGACCCCGGUCCUUCCUCGCCUCGCAUCCGUCCCAAGCUGGGCCACAGGCAUAGCCGCUACGGCACCGAGUACGCCCCCCUCCCGUCGACGGCCUCUCCGUUCAACGGCCCGGACGCCGCGAUCCCGGAGGCGUCUUCGCCGACGACGUCGCUCGCGUUCAAGGGCACGAAGGGCCAGCACCAGCGCUCGGCGACGCUCGCGUCGCGCUCGGCCAAGCGGCGGCAGCGCGUGUCGGCGAGCACGUUCGAGCGCGAGCCGGAGCCGGCGGACGGGGAGGCGGAGGCGGUGGACCCCGUGAAGGAGGCGGACGCGUACCGGGCGCGGAUCGAGGCGCUGAGGAAGGAUAUGGGCGAGGACUGGCUGAAGGUGUUCAGCCAGACGCAGCUGACGCCGAGGAGCCCGCCGCCGCUCGCGGCGAGGUCGAGUUCGAGUUCGGGGGCGUCGCAUCCGCCGUAGCCCCCCCUAUCUCCCUGUUUGUGACGAGGGCCGCUGCUUGAGGUUAUGCCAUCCACCACGGAUCCCUCGUUUGGAUUUGCUUCGCCGCUACAUAGACCGAUGUGUUAUAUAUUUGAUACCCUCCCUCUUUUCUGGAUGUACCGCUAGUCUAUGGUGCGU
This is a messenger RNA of Punctularia strigosozonata HHB-11173 SS5, 2505 nucleotides long. RefSeq lists its product as uncharacterized. The transcript has a single exon. Lineage: Eukaryota; Fungi; Basidiomycota; Agaricomycetes; Corticiales; Punctulariaceae. The coding region runs from base 7 to 2346 and encodes 779 amino acids. The record is from RefSeq and is a predicted model, not a curated record. Gene Ontology annotation, cellular component: cytoplasm. Gene Ontology annotation, molecular function: protein kinase binding.